UUUCGGGAUGCUGCCUACCUAACAUCUGGUCGUCGCUGGUCUGCAACUUUCGAACAGCUGAACUUGACUAUCCACGGCAGUCUCUUACGAACGCGAGUGCCGUUAAAAUCAAAACGCUAACAGGAGGGUGCGUUUGUUGCCUCCGAAUCCGAGUACAUAUUUCUUAAUUGUGUUCACCAUCCUCAUCAUCAUCAUCGUAUCGUCGUCAUAUACUUAUAUAUGCGAAUGAUUUUUCAUUUUCGUGUAUUUUGAAAAAAAAGAAAAAACAAAAAAAUAUAAUACUUAAAUCAUAUCUACAACAAACAACACAAUAUUCUAAAAUUAGAACAACGAAUGAAACCAAAUUUCUAAUAUAUGACAAAAUAAAAUAAUAAAAAAACGGAAUUUUAAGGGAAUGGAAAAUAUUGUUUUUCAUAGUUUAUAACCUAGAAGAAGCAUAGUCACCACUUCAAGGAUUCGUAGUGUGCUUGAAUUGAUUACGCUACCUUGAGAUUUGGAAUAAUCAGAAUAAAGUGUUCAUAGCGAGCUUCUCGAAACCGCAAAAUCCUUUUUUCCAGCCCAAAAUAAGAAAAAAAAAAAAAUCAAAAUUGAUCUAAAACUCAAAAUGCCCGCUUCAAAUACAAUUGUUUUGAAAAGUUUAUCCAUACUACUGGGUUUGUUUUUCGUUUUUGUGGGCACCCUUAAGUUAACGCCUCACAUUAGCAAGGAUUUAUACAAGGAUUUGCGCACAGAAUAUGUCAAAUAUGCCAAGGUAUUUCCUCUAACGGCACUCUUCGGCGUCAAAAUUCCCUCGAAAUGGUAUCGACGUUCCGUUGGCGUCCUGGAAAUUGUAUGUGGUCUGGCCAUGGCACUUAUUCCAUACCAUAAAGUUAAAAAUGCUGCCAAUAUUACCCUCUUAGUAUUAAUGCUGCUUGGUAUUUAUCAACACUGGAUGGUUAGUGAUCCGUUUGAACGUUCCGGACCAGCGUUGGUCUUUACAUUCAUGUUGGGUGGACGAUUAGUCGUUUGGUAUCAGACUAGCCGCAAAGAAGCCGAACAAAUCGCCCAGGCGCAAGCACAAACAAAUGGUGUCAAACAGGACUAAACAUUUAAUUUAUGUUUUUGAUACAAUAUGCGCCUGCAGACGUACAUAUUUGGAUACGGGAGAAGUAGAUUCAUAACAAACUAAAUUUUGUUGUGUAUGGUCUCACACAAUUUGCAACUUGGUUUCUUCGCCACAAAUCAAUCUUGACUCAAAUUUUUAAAAAAUUGUUUAAAAUACACAGAACAGUAAUAAUAAUUUCAAAUAAAAACAGCAACAACAAUAGCAUUUCGUACUAUUCACAGUCACAUUUUCACACACACACAAACACAAAAUUAAUUAAAAAGAGUAAGAAAAUAAUAACAUCAUUGAACACUUAUAAAGAAAUAAAACUACGAAUAUAAAAACAAUGUUCAAUAAAAACUAAACACAUGGA
Molecule: messenger RNA, 1457 nt
Organism: Musca domestica (house fly)
Lineage: Eukaryota; Metazoa; Arthropoda; Insecta; Diptera; Muscidae
Product: novel acetylcholine receptor chaperone
Exons: 4
Coding region: 605-1084 (159 amino acids)
Biological process (GO): chaperone-mediated protein complex assembly; positive regulation of protein localization to cell surface
Cellular component (GO): endoplasmic reticulum
Source: RefSeq, a predicted model, not a curated record